UCACUGCGUCAGUCCGGCUCCAGCUGGCGUGCCGUGCGCUCCGGCUGCGACCUGCACGCUGCCCACUGCUCACGGUUCGGCUACGUCACACAACGCCUGCCCUACCAGCUUCCGUGCUACAGCGCUGCGCUCCAUUGUUGCGUCAGGAACUGACUCUGGAUUCGCAUUCUCUCCUCUUGCAGCUACGAUUCAGAUUGGAAAGCAAGAAGGCAGUGAAAAAUGGCUUUUGAUGACAUCUUCCCAUACUUGGGAGAAUUUGGCCGCUACCAGCGGCGUAUUUACUUUUUGCUGUGCCUGACAGCAAUUGUGAGUGCCCUCCAUAAGUUGGGAGGUGUCUUCCUUCAGGCGAAAAUGGACCACAGAUGUCAGUUGCCUUUUGAAAAUGAAACAGCUACAUAUCAGUUACCUCAAGGCGUAAUAAACAUGAGCUACCCUUGGGACAGUGAGCAACAAGCGUGGUCCUCAUGCAGGAGGCUUGAUGCCAACUUCAGUACGGAAUAUUUCAGCUCAAAUAUUCCUGCCAACCGCAGUGUGAGAUGCGAUUCCUGGGUCUACGACCACAGCAUUUACAAGAGCAGCACGAUUGUGGAGUGGGACUUAGUAUGUGACAGUGCCUGGCUACGUGCCACAGCAGACUCAAUGUUUAUGCUUGGUGACAUGAUAGGCUCGUUUGGAUUUGGUUUUCUUUCUGAUAGAUAUGGACGAAAACCGAUAUUUGUUAUUGCUUUGGUGCUACAGAUUCUUGGUGGAAUACUGGUAUCUGUUUCACCACAGUAUAUUUUCUUCAUGAUAUUCAGACUGGUUGUUGGCAUGACUGCUUCAGGAGUUUUCUUAAUUGGCUAUGUUAUUGCAAUGGAAAUGGUUGGACCAUCUAGGCGGCUUUUUGCUGGUGUGGCAUGUCAGUUUUUCUUCACGUUUGGAUAUGUACUGACAGCUUUGUUAGCUUACCUCAUACCAGAUUGGAGAAUGUUGCAAUUAGCAUUCACACUGCCAUCUGUAUUCUUUCUGUCCUACUGGUGGUUUGUUCCUGAGUCUACGCGCUGGCUUUUGUCCAAUGGAAGGAAAGAACAAGCACAGCAGCUAAUUGUAAAAGCUGCUAAAGUAAACAAAGUUAAAAUUCCUACUGAUGUUCUUGAUGGCCUGUUGUCUGAAGAAAAUGAGAAACCAUCGUCAGAGAAGAAACCAAUACCUGAGACUAAAGUAACAAAACCAUCAAUUUUGGACAUUAUGCGAUAUCCAAAUCUUCGUAAACGAUGUCUCAACAUAUUCUUCAACUGGUUUGUCAACAACAGUGCCUACUAUGGUCUCUCAUGGAACACAUCUAACCUGGCAGGAAACCAGUACUUAAAUUUCUUUAUUUCUGGUGCUGUAGAAGUUCCUGCAUAUACUUUUUUACUGUUCACCCUCAAUAAAUGGGGCCGAAAAUCAAUUCUGUGUUCCUGUAUGCUUCUGGGAGGAGUAUCUCUGCUAGCUGCUCUCGCUGUGCCUGGAGAGAUGACAUGGUUACUGGUGACAUUUGCAAUGAUAGGCAAAAUGGCAGUAACGGCUUCAUAUGGUACAAUAUAUAUAUUUACAGCUGAACAGUUUCCCACAGUUGUACGAAAUGUUGCACUUGGUGCAAGUUCUACUUCAGCACGAGCUGGUGGAAUGACUGCACCAUUUAUCAACUUACUGGCUGAAUUCUGGCAACCUUUGCCCCUCUUGGUGUUUGGUGCUAUGAUUUCUGUUGGAGGUUUUCUGGCCCUCCUACUCCCAGAAACAUUAAAUAGAAAACUUCCUGACACCUUGGAAGAGGGAGAAGACUUUGGAAAGGAGAAUGAAGAAGAUCUGGAAGAUGUUGUGAAGAAAACUGGCUCUGUUAUUGUUAUAGCAUCAAAAUAAUAAGUACAAAUUCAACAGUAUUUUUACACUGCCAAACAAAUUUGUGUGAAUAUAUUUUUGUGUGUGCAGCAAUAUUUUUGUACAAACUAGUGUUUAGUGUUUUCAGAAAUCUGAGCUGUUGGACAUAUCUCAGAAUAUGUGAUGCAAGGAUAGUUAUUUGCAAGUAAAACUGUUUAUGCAAGUGACAAAAGACGUAUGGUCUAAUGUGGUGACAUUCAAAUACAUUACAACCACUUGGGUUUUGAAAGGGUCUGCUGUGAAUGUCUUUAAUUGGUUGUAAUGUAGAAACUCUUUGUACAAGAAAUGAAUGUUGCUCUCCUUUCUAAGUUGCUCCACUACCAAUGAUAGUAUUUAUAAUAAAAUUAACUUUAUACUGCUUUUGUAUAUUCAUUGUAUAUAAUUGCCUUAUAUAAAGAAGACUUGUAAAUUGUUCUGUGUAUGUUUGCCUCUAUUUAUAUAUUUUUUACUCAGGCUUAUAAAAAGUACAGAAUGCUCAUGUGUGAUAUUAGAAAAUAAUUCAAUGUUGAUCCAAUAUCACGAU
This is a messenger RNA of Schistocerca nitens (vagrant locust), 2422 nucleotides long. RefSeq names its product organic cation transporter protein-like. Bases 220 to 1881 code for a protein of 553 amino acids. The transcript is spliced from 11 exons. Gene Ontology annotation, biological process: transmembrane transport. The record is from RefSeq and is a predicted model, not a curated record. Gene Ontology annotation, molecular function: transmembrane transporter activity. Lineage: Eukaryota; Metazoa; Arthropoda; Insecta; Orthoptera; Acrididae. Gene Ontology annotation, cellular component: membrane.